GCUUUUACCAGCGCGUGCAUUUGCUUCGAAGCAGCCGCCAAUAGCGGAAGCAAACGAAAGGGGACCACAAAGUCAGUUCGCCCCGCGGCUUGUCUGACAGGUUAUGGGCAGGGCGCCGCUGUUAAAGUCGCAGCAUUAAGAGAAAGAAUAAUGAAGGACAUUAACUUGAGUCUGACGGACUCGACCAUGAAGCCGCACCUGCGAGACACAGACGGACUUCUGAGCUCCCCGGAUCUGGGUCUGCUGAAACUGUCUUCGCCGGAACUGGAGAGACUGAUCAUUCAGUCGAACGGGAUGGUCACCACCACGCCGGCCAGCACCCACUUCCUGUACCCGAAAACCGCCACGGACGAGCAGGAAUUCGCAGAGGGCUUCGUGAAGGCGUUGGAGGAUCUCCACAAGCAGAACCAGUCCACAAGCGGGGGUCUGGAUCUGGGCGCUAACAUCAACGUCGCGACGCAGCUGGACCGACCCGUGUAUACGAACCUGAGCAGUUACGAUACCGGACCCCUCGGAACCACCGUGAACUACUCAACGGACACGGUCCCAUUUCCGCCCCCGCCGCUGUCUAACCAUUUCGGGGCUGCGCCGUCCAUAGAACCGGAUCUUCCCCGCGUCCACCCCCCCAAAGAGGAGCCUCAGACGGUCCCGGACGUGCAGACCUUCGGCGGGGAGAGUCCGCCGCUGUCUCCCGUCGACAUGGACUCACAGGAGCGCAUCAAAGCCGACCGGAAGAGGCUCAGAAACCGCAUCGCGGCUUCCAAGUGUCGGAGACGCAAGCUGGAGCGCAUCUCCAGGUUGGAGGACAAAGUGAAGACGCUGAAGAACCAGAACACCGACCUGGCCUCCACGGCCAGCGUCCUCAGGGAGCAAGUGGCCCUGCUGAAGGAGAAAGUCCUCACCCACGUCAACAGUGGAUGUCAGCUGCUUCCGCAUGAGGUUCCGGUGCACUAGACGGGACACGUGACAUGUCUUCAUCCAUCAUCACAAGGCAGCUUCAGCACUGGAUUUUGGAGCAAUUAUUAUUUAUUUUUGUUUUGUUUUUGUUCUUUCAUAAGUGGGUCAAAAAUGACCCAUACUAGAAUGACAAUUUUGCUAUUUUGGUUCGUAAUAAUCACUUGUAUGAUAUUUAGUAUUAUAUUUAGGACCACACAAGAAUGAUUUCAUGUUAGAAACAUCUUCAUUUUUCACUUUUUUUUUACCUCGAAUACCUGGAAUAUGAAAUAAUGAAUUUUUUUCAUUAUGAAGAUAUUUCAAGAAAACAACCUGACCGGGUCAUUUUUGACCCACUUAUGGAAGGUUGGGGUAGUAACACAAAAACUAAAAUUUCUUAAAAUCUAUAAAAAUAAGUUAAAAAUAUGAACUGCAUGAUAUCAAAAACAUGUUUUUGAGGAAUACCUGGAAUAUGAAAUGAUAAUUUUUUUUUCAUUAUGAAACAACCUGACCAGGUAAUUUUUGACCCACUUUUGGAAGGUUGGGGUAGUAAAAAUUUCUUAAAAUGUGUAAAAAUAAGUUAAAAAUGUGAAUGGCACGAUAUCAAAAACAUGUUUUUGAGGAAUACCUGGAAUAUGAAAUGAUAAUUUUUUUUCAUUAUGACAAUAUUUUAAAAAAAAAACGUGACUGGGUCAUUUUUGACCCACUUUUGGAAGGUUGGAGUAGUAAAAAUCUCUUAAAAUGUAUAAAAAUAAGUUAAAAAUGUGAAUGGCAUGAUAUCAAAAACAUGUUUUUUUAGGAAUACCUGGAAUAUGAAAUGAUAAAAUUUUUUCAUUAUGAAGAUAUUUCAAGAAAACAACCUGACCGGGUCAUUUUUGACCCACUUAUGGAAGGUUGGGGUAGUAACACAAAAACUAAAAUUUCUUAAAAUUUAUAAAAAUAAGUUAAAAAUGUGAAUGGCACGAUAUCAAAAAUAUGUUUUUUAGGAAUACCUGGAAUAUGAAAUGAUAAAUUUUUUUUUCAUUAUGAAACAACCUGACCAGGUAAUUUUUGACCCACUUUUGGAAGGUUGGGGUAGUAAAAAUUUCUUAAAAUGUGUAAAAAUAAGUUAAAAAUGUGAAUGGCACGAUAUCAAAAACAUGUUUUUUUAGGAAUACCUGGAAUAUGAAAUGAUAAAAGUUUUUCAUUAUGACAAUAUUUAAAAAAAACAACAUGACUGGGUCAUUUUUGACCCACUUUUGGAAGGUUGGGGUAGUAAAAAUUUCUUAAAAUGUAUAAAAAUAAGUUAAAAAUGUGAAUGGCAUGAUAUCAAAAACAUGUUUUUUGAGGAAUACCUGGAAUAUGAAAUUAUAAAAAUUUUCAUUAUGAAAAUAUUUCAAGAAAACAACCUGACCGGGUCAUUUUUGACCCACUUAUGGAAGGUUGGGGUAGUAACACAAAAACUAAAAUUUCUUAAAAUGUAUAAAAAUAAGUUAAAAAUGUGAAUGGCAUGACAUCAAAAACAUGUUUUUUGAGGAAUACCUGGAAUAUGAAAUGAUAAAAUUUUUUCAUUAUGACAAUAUUAAAAAAAAACAACGUGACUGGGUCAUUUUUGACCCACUUUUGGAAGGUUGGGGUAGUAAAAAUUUCUUAAAAUGUAUAAAAAUAAGUUAAAAAUGUGAAUGGCAUGAUAUCAAAAACGUAUUUUUUGAGGAAUACCUGGAAUAUGAAAUGAUAAAAAAAUUUUAUUACAAAGAUAUUUAAGAAAACAACCUGACCGGGUCAUUUUUGACCCACUUAUGGAAGGUUGGGGUAGUAACACAAAAACAAAAAAUUCUUAAAAUGUAUAAAAAUAAGUUAAAAAUGUGAACAGAAUGAUAUCAAAAACAUGUUUUUUGAGGAAUACCUGGAAUAUGAAAUGAUAAUUUUUUUUCAUUAUGACAAUAUUUUAAAAAAAACAACGUGACUGGGUCAUUUUUGACCCACUUUUGGAAGGUUGGGGUAGUAAACAUUUCUUAAAAUGUAUAAAAAUAAGUUAAAAAUGUGAAUGGCAUAAUAUCAAAAACAUGUUUUUUUUAGGAAUACCUGGAAUAUGAGAUAACAAUUUUUCAUUACAAAGAUAUUUCAAGAAAACAACCUGACCGGGUCAUUUUUGACCCACUUAUGGAAGGUUGGGGUAGUAACACAAAAACUAAAAUUUCUUAAAAUGUAUAAAAAGUCAGUUAAAAAUGUGAACGGAAUGAUAUCAAAAACAUGUUUUUUGAGGAAUACCUGGAAUAUGAAAUGAUAAAAUUUUUUCAUUAUGAAGAUAUUUCAAGAAAACAACCUGACCGGGUCAUUUUUGACCCACUUAUGGAAGGUUGGGGUAGUAACACAAAAACUAAAAUUUCUUAAAAUGUAUAAAAAUAAGUUAAAAAUAUGAACUGCAUGAUAUCAAAAACAUGUUUUUGAGGAAUACCUGGAAUAUGAAAUGAUAAAUUUUUUUUCAUUAUGAAACAACCUGACCAGGUAAUUUUUGACCCACUUUUGGAAGGUUGGGGUAGUAAAAAUUUCUUAAAAUGUGUAAAAAUAAGUUAAAAAUGUGAAUGGCACGAUAUCAAAAACAUGUUUUUUUAGGAAUACCUGAAAUAUGAAAUGAUAAAAGUUUUUCAUUAUGACAAUAUUUAAAAAAAAAAACGUGACUGGGUCAUUUUUGACCCACUUUUGGAAGGUUGGGGUAGUAAAAAUUUCUUAAAAUGUAUAAAAAUAAGUUAAAAAUGUGAACAGCAUAAUAUCAAAAACAUGUUUUUUUUAGGAAUACCUGGAAUAUGAAAUGAUAAAAUUUAUUCAUUUAUGAAGAUAUUUCAAGAAAACAUCCUGACCGGGUCAUUUUUGACCCACUUAUGGAAGGUUGGGGUAGUAACACAAAAACUAAAAUUUCUUAAAAUGUAUAAAAAUAAGUUAAAAAUGUGAAUGGCAUGAUAUCAAAAACAUGUUUUUUGAGGAAUACCUGGAAUAUGAAAUGAUAAAUUUUUUUUCAUUAUGACAAUAUUUAAAAAAAACAACGUGACUGGGUCAUUUUUGACCCACUUUUGGAAGGUUGGGGUAGUAAAAAUUUCUUAAAAUGUAUAAAAAUAAGUUAAAAAUGUGAACGGCAUAAUAUCAAAAACAUGUUUUUUUUAGGAAUACCUGGAAUAUGAAAUGAUAAAUUUUUUUUCAUUAUGAAGAUAUUUCAAGAAAACAACCUGACCGGGUCAUUUUUGACCCACUUAUGGAAGGUUGGGGUAGUAACACAAAAACAAAAAAUUCUUAAAAUGUAUAAAAAUAAGUUAAAAAUGUGAAUGGCAUGAUGUCAAAAACAUGUUUUUUUAGGAAUACCUGGAAUAUGAAAUGAUAAAUUUUUUUCAUUUUGAUGAUAUUUCAAGAAAACAACCUGACCGGGUCAUUUUUGACCCACUUAUGGAAGGUUGGGGUAGUAACACAAAAACUAAAAUUUCUUAAAAUGUAUAAAAAUAAGUUAAAAAUGUGAAUGGCAUGAUAUUAAAAACAUGUUUUUUUUUUUAGGAAUACCCGGAAUAUGAAAUGAUGAAAAAUGUUCAUUAUGAAGAUAUUUCAAGAAAACAACCUGACCGGGUCAUUUUUGACCCACUUAUGGAAGGUUGGGUAGUAACACAAAAACUAAAAUGUCUUAAAAUGUAUAAAUAUAAAUUAAAAAUAUAAAAUGUAAUACUGCUAAACUGCAGUUGUACUUCUAUGUAUUUGACUACUCUGCUGUACCUACUGGUUGUUUGCAUGUUGUUUACAAACUGGAAUGUAGCCCACAGCGGAGUGAGUGUCUUAUGGUGCAAUCAGUCAAUUACAUCACAAUGUAUUAUUUAUUGAUUUAUUUAUUCCCGUGUUCCCUUUUCACUGUUGUAUUGACAUCUAUUGUGAUCCUCUAUUGUAUCAAUUACAAAUGAUCAAAAUGGCUCUUUCAUUUUUUUUCAAAACUUCAGCCACAUCCUGAUUGAGAUUGUGGAAUUUUGUUCGACUCUGUGAGGAAUUCCCCGGAAUAAACCCACACAAAAUCCUUACCCAAAUAAGAAUACACUGUUUGUUAGCAAUACUUUUAUUGUUUUACAACAAAGUACAGAAAAAAACAAAGACACGGUUAUAUUAUUUCACCUUAUUGGCCCAAACUGAAGAUGUUUUUUUUUUUUUACGAGGCAGUGACACAAAAAGCAUGUUGUUCAAUUCCCGUACAAGAUCUCAAAUCCGAACCCCCCCUUAUUUGUGUUCUUGUAGGUACUUA
This is a messenger RNA of Doryrhamphus excisus (bluestripe pipefish), 5182 nucleotides long. The record is from RefSeq and is a predicted model, not a curated record. NCBI's taxonomy places the organism in Eukaryota, Metazoa, Chordata, Actinopteri, Syngnathiformes, Syngnathidae.